Molecule: messenger RNA, 2052 nt
Organism: Elaeis guineensis (African oil palm)
Lineage: Eukaryota; Viridiplantae; Streptophyta; Magnoliopsida; Arecales; Arecaceae
Biological process (GO): microtubule cytoskeleton organization
Molecular function (GO): microtubule binding
Source: RefSeq, a predicted model, not a curated record
CCAUCGUCACCAGGGGGAGGGGCACUUCUGGUCACAAGGUCGGUGGCAUCGUUUAUCCUCUUGGUUUGAGAAAAAAAGGAAAAUCUCUCCCGACCUUUUUGUCGCCUUUGGAGAGGGGGAGGGUGGGGGGAGAGAGGCGAAGCGAAUCCCGGAUCGCCGACGGCCGAACCGGGGUUUCAGAGAUCGCCGUCGCUUGAUCUCAACGCGGAGGGAAGUCGGCGAGAAGAGGACCAUCUCGGAUUUACUCGAUCCGACUUCCGGCACUUGGAUCUCUCCGGGCCAGUUCAGAUCAUGGCGGCUCUCGCUUGUUUCGCUAGUUGCUCGAGGGUUUUCUCUUCCUGAAGCUGAAUUCGGCCGUUGAGCUCCAUAGAGUUCAGUAGCUGGUUGGUUCUAGAUUUCCACAGUAGUGCGAUGGAGGCUGGCAAUGGAGUUGAACUGAAGCUCGAGAAUGGGGCUUUGGCAAAAGCUCCAGAGGCCGACGAAUUCAGUUCAAAUGUAAACGAAAAGAAUGAAGUUAUUGAAAAUGGUGCUGAUGCUGUGCAAGCUAGUGGUUUCCUGGUGGAAGAUCCGUCUAAAGAAGAUGGUCUUAAGUCAUCCAGAGGAGGGAAUGAAGGCUCCGAGGCUAUUGGGGCAAACAAAACCUCGAAUCUUUCAAAGAAAACUGGAUCUGAUGGAGGCAAUCGAUUGAAGAGUAUGAAAACACAGAAGGAUCGAGGUGGUCAGAAUGGUGCCCCUGUAGAAUCACGAAACAAAAAACCUAGCCUUUCGCAGAGCCUUUCAUUCCCUGCCAAAGGUACUCUUGCCGGCAGUCUGAGGAAGAGUACCACUUCUGUGAAGCAGGGGAAAGCAGAUGUAAAAGGUGAGGUUCCUGCCAAGCAGUCUGACUUCACUGCUGCAUGCAAUACUCAGCAAUCAUUGAAAGUAAAGUCUGGCUCGGUGGACGCAACCAUCAACGGUACUUCUUCCGAAGCUGCGAAGUCACAUGAUGGAAAUACAAGGCCCUCGAGACACUCCUUACCAGCAAAAAAUGAUGAUGAUGCCCACUCCACUGCCUCAAGUACCACCACUCCCCGUGCAACAGCCCAACGAAAGAGCACUAGUUCUGGUUUUAACUUCAGGUUGGACGAGCGUGCCGAGAAACGCAAGGAGUUUUUCUUGAAGUUAGAGGAGAAGAUCCAGCAGAAGGAAUUGGAAAAGACUAAUUUGCAGGCAAAAACUAAGGAAAGCCAGGAGGCUGAGAUCAGACAGCUGAGGAAGAGCUUGACUUUUAAAGCCACACCAAUGCCAAGCUUUUAUCAAGAACCUGGCCCUCCAAAAGUUGAAUUAAAGAAGAUCCCACCAACACGUGCUAAGUCGCCAAAGCUUGGACGGCACAAGCCAUCUGUUGCUGCAACAGACAAUCCUUCUGAAGGUUCAAGUCAGAGCUCACACCCCGCUUCUGACACAAGCAAGCCAAAGGAAGGUGCAGCAAACAAUAAAGGAGCUUCCACAGCUUUGAAGAAACCGACUCAGAAAUCACUUUCGAAGCUGCCGUCUCAGAAAUCAACAGCUGUGAAGCCUGAAACCAAACCCCUUGGCACAAAGCCCAAAGUCUCAAACCAAAAGCCCAAAGUUGAGAAACCAAAGGUAGAAGAGAAUGAUGGCAAAUCAACAGAAGUCCCUCCUCCAGAAGCAGACAUAGCAGUUGAGUCAGUCUUUCUGGAGAACAUGGGUGAAGAAGCUAAAGCUAUUCCAGAGGAUACAACUGAAGAAGUGAAAACCAUUCUGGAGAACACAACAGAGGAAGCUCCAGCUAUCCUUAACUUUUCCAAUCCUGGAAUCUCUCCCAAUGAAGUUUCAGUUCAAGGUUGAUGAAUUGUGCCUCCUGUCCUAUAUAUUUGUUUGUGCACAUUUGUGAAUAGUGAGGUGUGUGCUUCUUGGAAAGUCUGAUGCUGUUUUCAAGUUUAUGCAUUUAAUUGUUUCCUGAGUAGAUAUUGUUUUGACGGACAUAAUUCGGUGUAAUGUAUAUUAUUUGAUUAUUUUUGUGUUCGAGUCAUGUGUAUUAGCCUCCGA